GAUACAACAUGUACAAGUAUUGUUAUCAACACUAUAUCAACAUCAAAUAAAUGCUUUCAUUUAUUCAAUGUUAAUUUGGAUAAGAUUUCGUUUUUAAGGAGUUGCAUAGUAUGCAUUUAUACAUGUUAACCAAUACACGUAUAGUGAAGUUAUAGAACUGAAAAGGAUUUAUUUGACAUAAGAAUAUAUUUAGUAUUAUAAGUAGGAGAAAAAACAAAAGUUCAAAUGUAAACACUUUGGUGAUAUACAGUAUAAGAUUACAUCAUCAUUGUGUUUGAAAAUUAUAAAUAAUUCACACAAUGUAACAGUGAUGGUAAGACUUUAAAUGACAGGAAUAUGUGAACAGGUGUUAUUCAAUACCAUAAUGGAGGCAUCAUCACAAAAUGGGUCACUGCAUAUUCUUAACACAACCACAUUCAGCUCAACAAUUACAAAUCAAACAUUCAGUGAAAAUGAAGUACGUGCCUUAAAAAUUGCAGAAAGUUACGUAUGGACAUAUGUAUCGCCCGUUUUAAUUGUUGUUGGAAUUUUAGGAAAUUGCCUGAAUUUGGCUGUAUUGAAAAAGUUGCGAUUUUGGCGACGAACGCCGUUGUUUUUAUUAUUUAUUUUAGCCAUAACGGAUAUAACAGUUUUGUUAGAUGGUCUCUUACGCUAUUGGAUUGAAUAUACCUUUAAACUAGAUAUCCGAACAUUAUCAGAUGCAAGCUGCAAAAUCAACUUAUUCGUAUUGUAUUUUGCUAUGCAAUACUCGUCAUGGGUAUUAGUGUGUCUGAUCAUUGAUAGAUUUAUCAAAACAAAUUUUCCGUUUUUGUACAUGCGUGUAGCAACUAUUAGGAAAACAUCCAUCAUUGCUUUAGCUGCGUUUAUAAUUCUUGCAGGAAUAAACAUGCAUUUCUUCUGGACAAACGGAAUAAAAGGCAAAAACGGAGCAUGCGGUAAUCUUACACCAGCAUACGAGUAUUUCGGAGAAUAUGUGUUUACAUACAUAGAUUUAGUUAUUCUAUCUCUUUUACCGUUUACAAUAAUGUUGAUUCUUAAUAUUUUCGUCUAUAGAGCUUUAAGAAAGCAUCUUAAAUUUACAAAGUCGUCCGUAGUUGAGUCCAGAAAUAGCAGAAAAACACCAAACAGACGACAUUUCAGUCAGAAACUCACUCGAAUGUUAUUGCUAAAUAGCUCUUAUUUUUUACUAACUACCGUUCCCAUUAGCGUAUACUUUAUCUACGAUUCUUAUGUUAAAUAUGAAGAUGAAUUGAAUAAGACUAAAAUGGAUGUUGCUAGGUCAGUCUUGUAUGUAUUCCAGUAUUCAUACUAUUCGCUCAAUUUUGUUUGGUAUGCUACAUGCAACAAAGCAUUCUGGGAAAAAACGAAGGAAAUCUUUGGAUUUAAAUCACAUGGAUUCAAGUACCAAAGUGAAACAAGAAGGAUUCAUCAACGCUCGUCCUCUCGUAUGACAACGUCCCUCGAUAAUUCAAUAAAUGAUAUUGUGUCGGAUACAUACGCUGAGCACUCAGAUUUUUCGGAAGACAUCCAGGCCAAUGACAGCGUGGAUCAAAAUCAACAUGUUCUUUCGGAUGUUUCAGUGUUCAGGAACCAACAUAUGUAG
Messenger RNA from Mytilus trossulus (common blue mussel), 1603 nucleotides. Its product is annotated as C-C chemokine receptor type 1-like. The coding region runs from base 326 to 1603 and encodes 425 amino acids. The record is from RefSeq and is a predicted model, not a curated record. Gene Ontology annotation, cellular component: plasma membrane. Gene Ontology annotation, molecular function: G protein-coupled receptor activity. The transcript is spliced from 2 exons. Lineage: Eukaryota; Metazoa; Mollusca; Bivalvia; Mytilida; Mytilidae. Gene Ontology annotation, biological process: G protein-coupled receptor signaling pathway.